Molecule: messenger RNA, 1380 nt
Organism: Ramularia collo-cygni
Lineage: Eukaryota; Fungi; Ascomycota; Dothideomycetes; Mycosphaerellales; Mycosphaerellaceae
Product: probable hydroxymethylglutaryl-CoA synthase
Exons: 3
Coding region: 1-1380 (459 amino acids)
Biological process (GO): acetyl-CoA metabolic process; ergosterol biosynthetic process
Molecular function (GO): hydroxymethylglutaryl-CoA synthase activity
Source: RefSeq, a predicted model, not a curated record
AUGGCCGAACGACCUCAGAACAUUGGCAUCAAGGCCAUUGAGCUAUAUUUUCCCAGCCAGUGUGUCGACCAGGCAGAACUCGAGAAGUUCGAUGGCGUUAGCCAGGGCAAAUACACCAUUGGCCUUGGUCAGACCAGAAUGAGCUUCUGCGACGACCGCGAAGACAUCUACUCCCUCACACUCACCACCGUCUCGACGCUCCUCCGCAAAUACAACAUCGACCCAAAGUCGAUCGGCAGACUCGAAGUCGGCACCGAAACCCUCCUCGACAAGUCAAAGUCAGUCAAGACUGUGCUCAUGCAGCUUUUUGAGCCAAGUGGAAACACCAACAUUGAAGGCGUCGACACCGUCAAUGCUUGCUACGGAGGCACCAAUGCCCUUUUCAACACUCUCAACUGGAUGGAGUCGUCAGCAUGGGAUGGCCGCAACGCCAUUGUGGUGGCUGGUGACAUUGCUCUGUACAAGAAAGGCAAUGCCAGACCCACCGGAGGUGCCGGCUGUGUUGCCAUGUUGAUUGGCCCAGAUGCACCUUUGGCAUUCGAGCCAGGUCUCCGUGGUAGCUUCGUCAAGCACGCGUACGACUUUUACAAGGCCGACUUGACCAGCGAGUACCCGCUCGUUGACGGCCAGUACUCGAUCAAGUGCUAUACCGAGGCGGUAGACAAGUGCUACGAGGCAUACAACGGCCGCGAGAAGACGCUCAAGAKCCAGGCGAACGGUCACGCUAACGGCGUGAGCGCAGGGCAGGAGGCUCCCAUCGAUCGCUUUGACUACAUGUGCUUCCACGCACCCACGUGCAAGCUGGUCUCCAAGAGCUACGCUCGUUUGUUGUACAACGACUACCUGGCCGACCCAACCAACGAGCUGUUCAAGGAGGUCCCAGCCGAGCUGAAGGAUCUGUCUUACGAGGCCUCCAUCACCGACAAGACCGUGGAGAAGACCUUUAUGGGCCUGGCCAAGAAGCGCUUCGGCCAGCGCGUGCAGCCUUCUAUCCAGGUUCCUACCAUGUGCGGAAACAUGUACUGCGCGUCCGUCUACGCAUCCCUCGUAUCUCUCAUCUCGAACGUGUCUUCGGAUGACUUCCAGGGCAAGCGCGUGGGAAUCUUCUCCUACGGAUCUGGUCUCGCCGCCUCGCUGUUCUCACUCAAGGUCCGCGGUAGCACCGAGGAGCUCCGCAAGAACCUUGACCUGCAAGCCAGACUAGACGCUCGCCGCGUUGUCGCGCCUGAGGUUUACGAUGAGAUGUGCAACCUGCGUGAGAAGGCACACCUUCAAAAGGAGUACCAGCCAAAGGGUAGCGUGGACACCCUUCUCCCAAACACUUACUACCUCACCAAUGUCGACGAUAUGUUCCGGAGGGAAUACGAGGUGAAGAAGUAA